AUGAGCUAUGGUAUCUUCCAAGAAUACUACAUCAAACACUGGACUCUUCAAGGCAGCCAUGAUUUGACUGGUAUCAUCGGCAUGACUUCGAAUGGAGUCAUGUACCUAUCCAUGCCUUUCCUCUUUGCCCUAUUUACCAAGCGUUGGGCACGGUAUCGCCAGACUGCAGCUUUGCUGGGCACCACUAUUGCUUGUAUCAGUUACUUGCUAUCGAGCUUCAGCACCAACGUCUGGCAUCUGGUGUUCACACAAGGCGUGUUUGCCGCGUUCGGAUCAGCUCUGGUAUUUAGUCCGAUGACGCUGUCAUUGGGUGAAUGGUACAAGACGAGCCAUCGGGCGUUGGCUUAUGGUAUUACACUCUCCUGCAAGAACAUUGUCGGCUCAGUAUGUCCCUUCCUGUUCUCAGGGCUUCUGGAUCAGCAUGGCUUCCGCUUCACGCUCAGGAUCUGGGCAGUCUUGGUCGCUGGCACAAGUGUGUUCACGAUCCUUCUAAUUCCAACUCAGUUCUCUGCAUUGUCCAUAGCGACACAAGAUGACACGAACGCCGUAGACUCUGAGCAAGACGCAAGAGGAUCAACAGACACAAUUAGAACGCGCAAGAUACCCUGGCACUUCCUGCAUCACCGGACCAUCUACAUUUACUGCGUAGCGAUCGUUUUGCAAUCCGCUGGUUACGGAAUACCACAGACAUACCUCAACACCUACGCCAGCGAGGUCGCUCAACUCUCACAAACUUCUGCAACUCUGUUACUCACGCUAUUCAACAUUCCUGGCAUUGCCUCAUCCUCGUUCUUUGGUUACUUGAGUGAAAAUAAGCAUUUUACACUCUCGGCCACAACGGUCACCUGUAUCUCAGGAUUGAGCUCGGCAUUGAGCGCUUUCCUUCUUUGGGGUCUCACAACUCAAGGCGAUUUGGCGACGUUGGUUCUCUUCUCCAUUAUUUUUGGCUUCUUCGCUGGAGGGUAUAGUGCGACGUGGGGAGGUUUGAUGAAUGAUCUUGAGAGUGAGGCUAGACAAUCAAACGAAGCCAUAGACUCGGGUAUGGUUUAUGGCUUGCUAAACGGCGCCAGAGGUAUCGGGUAUGUCGCUGGUGGCUUGAUUGGCGUGCCAUUACUGAAAGCUGGUACCGAGAAGUAUGGUGGCAUCGCUGGCAGUGGGUUCGGAGUCCAGUCGAGCUAUGGGCCGCUCAUCAUAUUCACCGGGCUAGCAUCGGUGUUUGGUGGGUGGGGCGCUUUGUGGAACUGGAAAAAUGCAGGCUGUCACGGUGUUGAAUGCUGGUUGCACCAAGUUCAGCGAGGCAUCUCUGCGCCCCCACGUUCCAAGGGUAUAGCCGAAGGAAUGCAUAGUAUUUCCCGGAAAGAAGUUGUCGUGACAAGAAUAUAUUAA
Aureobasidium musti is the source of this 1386-nucleotide messenger RNA. The record is from the annotation of a GenBank genome assembly. Lineage: Eukaryota; Fungi; Ascomycota; Dothideomycetes; Dothideales; Saccotheciaceae.